Molecule: messenger RNA, 1038 nt
Organism: Candida tropicalis MYA-3404
Lineage: Eukaryota; Fungi; Ascomycota; Pichiomycetes; Serinales; Debaryomycetaceae
Exons: 1
Coding region: 1-1038 (345 amino acids)
Biological process (GO): zinc ion transmembrane transport
Cellular component (GO): plasma membrane
Molecular function (GO): zinc ion transmembrane transporter activity
Source: RefSeq, a predicted model, not a curated record
AUGAACGUUCAAAUUAAUCCACGAGAAGAGGAUGCUUGCUUAUUGGAGUAUGGCAGUGUCGAUGUUGAUAGUCAUAUGUCGGUUAGAAUUUCUGCCGUUUUUGUUUUACUUGCUCUUUCUGCUGCAGGGGCACUUUUACCAUUAAUUGCAGCAAAAUGGAAAAGAAUUAAAUUACCAACUUGGUUUUUCUUCCUUGCUAGAUAUUUUGGUAGUGGAGCUAUUGUAUCAACUGCUUUUGUUCAUUUAUUAGUAGAUACAAGUGCUACUUUAACUAAACCUUGUUUGGGAGGUACCUGGGUGGAAUAUCCAUGGGCUCAAGCUAUAGUGCUUAUGUCUUUAUUUACCAUUUUUGUCUUUGAUGUUAUUGCCCACAAGAAAUUUCAAAGUGAUCUUAGAGACGGUAGUUGUAGUGAAAGUGAAUCCAAUGAUAAUCUUGAUGUUAUUACUGAUGUUACUGACCAUAAACUUAAUGAAGAUUUAGAGCUGGAUCUCAAAAAACAAAAUGGUCCAUCCCAUAUGGUUGAUGAAUUUUACACAAAAGAACUUUUAAUGAAAAGAAUGUUGAAUUGUGUUAUUCUUGAAGCCGGUGUUGUAUUUCAUUCAGUAUUUGUUGGAUUAUCCUUAGCCAUGUCAGGAAAUGAAUUUAUCACAUUAUAUAUAGCUAUUUGUUUCCAUCAAUUUUUUGAAGGUAUGGGUUUGGGUACACGAUUUGCCAGUCUUGAAUGGCCAAAGAAAUAUAACUAUGUCCCCUGGUUGCUGGGAUUUAUUUUUAGUUUAGCUACCCCAGUUGCAAUGGCUGGAGGUUUAGGAGUUAGAAAAACUUAUUCUGUUGAAUCAAGAACUGGGUUGAUUACUACUGGUGUUUUCAAUGCUGCUUGUGCUGGUGUUUUAAUCUAUAGUGGGGUUUCUGAAUUAAUGGCUGCCGAUUUCAUUUAUUCUGAAGAAUUUAGAGACAAGGAUAUGAAAUUAUUGGUUUUGGCCCUUUUACUGUUCAGUUUGGGAGCAGGUAUUAUGGCUUUCCUUGGUAAAUGGGCUUAG